GUGUUUUCCGAGGUUAUGGGAAAACUGUACAAUUUCCAUCACCCUUUAACAGGAGAGCACUCCCCAGUGAUCAGUGAGGAAACAUACGACAUCAUCAUGAGGCAUGCGGAUGUGAGGCUUUUGUAUUUCCAACUCUUUUUCCCUUCUAAUAGGUUGAAUUUAAUACUGAAUGCGAUUUGGAGGCUCAACUCGGCCAUUGUUUAUGAUCACGACUUUUCGUACACCUACUUCGGCUUCAAAACUCUUGAACGUUCUUAUCUCUUGAAGAUCAACAAGGAGGUUGCGGAACGUCCUCAGCACAUGCUAAUGCGAGUUGCCAUUGAAAUUCAUGGAGAGGGCAUCAAUGCCGCCAUCGAUGCCUCAAUUUUCUUCGAUAAUUGA
This is a messenger RNA of Cooperia oncophora, 381 nucleotides long. The record is from the annotation of a GenBank genome assembly. NCBI's taxonomy places the organism in Eukaryota, Metazoa, Nematoda, Chromadorea, Rhabditida, Trichostrongylidae.